Cladocopium goreaui is the source of this 924-nucleotide messenger RNA. The record is from the annotation of a GenBank genome assembly. Lineage: Eukaryota; Dinophyceae; Suessiales; Symbiodiniaceae.
UCUUUUGAGCUGGCCCAGAUUUGGCUGUACAGUCGCCAAAUCCGCCACCUUUGCUCCGCGUCAAGAUGGAGGACGCGUGUCAAAGCUUCGUGCUGGCCGCCAGCGAAAUCGAAAAUGAGGCCAUCAACCUGGACCGAAGGGGCGAUGUGAAGGGCGCCAUCGAAAAAUACGAAGAGAGUCAGAGCCUCUUGCAACGUGCCAUCGGCCAUGCCACUGCGGCCCAUGCCGCUGAUCGGCCAAAGCUGGAACAGCACCGACGCGAGAUCUUGGACCGCAUUCAGCACUUGAAGUCCUUGAAGGGUUCCCCAUCCAAUAUCCCAGUGGAAGAUCAGAUUCGAGCAGUUCAACUUGGCAUGCAGGCAACUACGGCUGCCAGUCAAGCCACCUCAGCCGCAGGCGGCGUCAAGCAGAUGGCCGCAGUGGCAGCUGUUGGCGCUGUUGGUGGCGCAGUGGUCUUGGGAAGUGCUUUGGGGUUGGCGACAGUAGGCGCCGUCGGUGGUGCAGCAGCAGCUGGUGUGGCCGCCACCAGGUCUGACCAGGUGGGCGAUGUGGCCAGAGGUGUUGGAGCCAUGGCCAUCAAGGGCUAUGACAAGGCCCGGGAGAUCAAUCGUGAACACGAUAUCAGCGGGAAGGUCAUGGAAGCAGGCUCCAAGGCAGUGACAACGGCCGGUGUCAUCAACGAAAAGUACGGCAUCACUGACAAGGUGUGCAAAGGAGUUCAUGCAGCUGUGGCGAAGGCUCAAGAAGUUGAAGAGAAGCACCACGUAUCUUCUAAGGUUGCCUCCGGCAUUGCCUUUGGUUUCAGCAAAGCAGCAGAGGGCUUUGACAAGCUCACUGAGGCAGCUUCUGGCCGGCGGACGUCCCAGAUCACAGACAGCGCUGGGGGUCGAGGAUCGGCUGCUUAGAGACGAAUAAAUUGAAAAA